GUCACAUCCUGAUAGAAUAAGGAACUGUGUAACUGAUGUGUGCUUGUGCAGUAGUCUUCAUUGUACUUAGUUUGGUCGCAAGCUAGUAGCAGUUGUACAUCAGCUGGAUAAACCUGAAUUAAAAAUGUUGAAGAGAAAACCAUCUAAUGUGUCUGAUAAGGAGAAAAGUCAAAAGCCAAAGCGCACAAGCAGCUUUGGAAGCUUUGACCGUUUCAGGCAUCACUCAGUAUCAAAGACAGAUGAUUCAGCUGAGGUGUCUGAGCUGGAGUCCAUAAGUGACAUUGGAGAUGCAGCACAAACUAAAGCAGCAAAUAAUGGAGGAAGUUUGGGUAAGAAGAUGAGAGCCAUUUCUCUUACCAUGAAGAAAAAGAUGGGUAAAAAGUACAUCAAGGCACUCUCUGAGGAGAUGAAUGAAGAAGGAAAAGAUGACAGUGAUCCUGGUGGUGGAAUACACACUGAGAAGGUCUCCCUAAAAGCCAGUGACUCUAUGGAAAGCCUCUAUAGUCUGAACAGUGGCCAGAGCUCAUCUAGUGGGGUGACCAGCUGCUCAGAUGGAACAAGCAACAGGGACAGUCUCCGCUUUGAUGAUGAAGUCCCUUACAGUGGGCCCUUCUGUGGUCGAGCCAAAGUUCACACCGACUUCACACCAAGUCCUUAUGACACUGACUCUCUGAAAAUCAAGAAAGGAGACAUUAUAGAUAUCAUCUGUAAAACCCCCAUGGGCAUAUGGACAGGCAUGCUGAACAACAAAGUAGGAAACUUCAAGUUCAUUUACGUGGAUAUUAUCUUGGAAGAGGAAGCUGCAUCCAGAAAGAUAAAGCCACACAGAGGAAGCAAAAGGACCAAGUUUAAAACAUUGCAAGAGCUCCUGGAUUGUGUUCAUUUGCAGGAAUAUGCCUCAACCCUCUUGCUAAAUGGCUAUGAAACUCUAGAGGACUUAAAGGAUCUACAGGAGAGCCACCUGAUUGAAUUAAAUAUUUCAAACCCAGAAGACAGGGCAAGAUUGUUAUCAGCAAUUGAAAAUCUACAGGACUAUGACA
This is a messenger RNA of Mesitornis unicolor (brown roatelo), 1040 nucleotides long. RefSeq names its product SAM domain, SH3 domain and nuclear localization signals 1 (gene SAMSN1). Lineage: Eukaryota; Metazoa; Chordata; Aves; Mesitornithiformes; Mesitornithidae. The annotation marks the transcript as partial. The record is from RefSeq and is a predicted model, not a curated record. Gene Ontology annotation, molecular function: protein binding. The transcript has 7 exons.